This is a messenger RNA of Boeremia exigua, 1386 nucleotides long. Its product is annotated as DszA family xenobiotic compound monooxygenase. The record is from RefSeq and is a predicted model, not a curated record. NCBI's taxonomy places the organism in Eukaryota, Fungi, Ascomycota, Dothideomycetes, Pleosporales, Didymellaceae. The coding region runs from base 1 to 1386 and encodes 461 amino acids. Gene Ontology annotation, molecular function: oxidoreductase activity, acting on paired donors, with incorporation or reduction of molecular oxygen; monooxygenase activity. The transcript is spliced from 4 exons.
AUGUUUACACCGAGUCACCUGGCCUUUGGCCAGUGGGCAAAUCCUCGUGAUCGAAGCAAAGACAAGCGAAGAGAUCUCACUUACUGGACUGAUCUGGCAAAGAUCUUAGAAAAGGGAUCAUUUGUCGGCUACUUCCUAGCCGAUACAUUCGGUCCAUAUGAUGUAUUCAAGAGUGGAACUGAACCGACAUUCAGGACUGGAGCACAGUGGCCGAUGGCAGACCCUAUCAUUCCGAUCUCGGCAAUGGCGAGCGUCACAAGGCAUCUUAACUUUGCUGUCACGACCUCGACGUCAUAUGAACAACCUUAUGUUGUAGCAAAACGAUUUGCUACUCUGGAUCAUCUGACAGGAGGCCGUUUUGGUUGGAACAUUGUUGGUCUACCGUAUGUCGAGCAUGACAAGCGCUACGAGAAUGCGGAUGAAUACCUCCGAAUCCUCUACAAGUUAUGGGAGGGUUCAUGGGCAGACGACGCACUUGUCGAAGAUACUGAGAAGCAGAUCUACAGUGAUCCAUCCAAAAUCCGCACCAUAAAGCACGAGGGCAAAUGGACAGUGGAUGCACCCUUCAUCGUUGACCCGUCACCCCAGCGCACACCAGUGCUUUUCCAAGCCGGCACUUCUGCCGCAGGGAUGCAUUUCGGCUCAACGCACGCUGAAGCCAUCUUCGUGGCCGGGCUGUCACCACACGUCGUAGCGCCGCGUGUCAAGGCCAUUCGGGAACAAGCCGCGGCAGCUGGACGCGACCCUCAGUCGAUCAAGAUCUUCGCAAUGAUCACACCGAUUAUUGGCAAGGACGAGGAAGACGCGGAGAGAAAGCACCGUGAGGCUCUUCAGUACGCUUCUGAAGAAGGCGGUCUGGCGCAAUGGUGUGCUUCAAGCGGUGUUGACGUGUCGAAGUUCGAUCCGGACCAUCUGCUCACUGAGGAAGACUUGCCCCGUGACCAGUGGCAGCGGCUGGCUCAGAGCAUCGUGUACAACUUGCAAUACACUGGAUCUGAUAUCCCUCCUCUCACCGUUCGCAACCUUGGAAAGUUGGUCGCCAUCGGUGGUUCUGGCGCAAUGCCGAAGGGAUCGCCGUCGCAAGUCGCCGACAUUUUCGAGCAAUGGGUGGACAUUGCAGAUGUCGAUGGUUUUAAUAUCGCAUAUGUUGUUUCACCCGGAAGUUUUGAGGAUGUGUCUGAGCUGCUUGCGCCCGAACUGAGGAGAAGGGGUCUGUUGGAUGAUCCCAUUCAGCCAGACGCGCCUGUUCUCACAUAUCGUGAAAGAAUAUACGGUGAGGGUCAGAAGGGACUGAGAAGCGACCAUGUGGGUUUCAAGUACAAGUAUGAUACGUACGAGCAGACUAUUGCGGAGGAAGUUGCCGCAAAAGGGACCGGGCCACCCUGA